GUGCUGUUCAUGGUAUUGUUAAUAUUGAUUGUAAAAAAAGAUCUGAAGUGGAAAGUGCCACUUUUAACUUUCAUAUUAAAAAAGUAUCUGCCUAUGGAGUCGAUAAUGAUAUUAUGGAAGAAAUCCAUAAGUUUCCUCUUCCAUUCCAAAACUUACUUAUUAGAGAGGCUUGUAGUAUAAUUAAUAGACUUGAAAAAGGAAAAGGAACGCCGGGUUUAACUUCGCUCGAUUGUCACUGCCUUUUUUAUAAUCGACAUUUAUUGCCAUGCAAACAUAUUUUUCAUGAGAAUAUGUACGGUAAUAAGUUGCUAACUGCUGAAGUAUGGAAAAGAUUUCAGGAAAUGUUUGAAGAAAGUGGAUUCGAG
Messenger RNA from Dentiscutata erythropus, 365 nucleotides. The record is from the annotation of a GenBank genome assembly. Lineage: Eukaryota; Fungi; Glomeromycota; Glomeromycetes; Diversisporales; Gigasporaceae.